UCAUCCCUUGGGUACUCCUGGACCCGCUGGGGAUGGACUCUAGCGGAGUCCUUCCUGUGGAAAUGCCCUGUGACUGCCCUGGGUGGUCCUGACUGUUCCUAUGGAAACAUGGCCUCUGUGAUCUACUCAGGAAACCAGACCCAGGUGCUGCCCCAGUGCGAUGACUCCCUGUCUGAAGUAGAGGCCGCAGGCUCUGCGGCCUCAGAGGAGAGCGCCCCCUACUGCUCAGACAGCAGACAGCUCCGCCUGGUGGACGGGGGCGGUCCCUGCGCCGGGAGAGUGGAGAUCCUUGAGCAGGGCUCCUGGGGCACCAUCUGUGAUGACGGCUGGGACCUGGACGAUGCCCGCGUGGUGUGCAGGCAGCUGGGCUGUGGAGAAGCCCUCAAUGCCACGGGGUCUGCUCACUUCGGAGCGGGAUCAGGGUCCAUCUGGCUGGACGACCUGAACUGUGGAGGAAAGGAGUCCCACGUGUGGAAGUGUCCUUCCCGAGGCUGGGGGUAGCAUGACUGCAGACACAAGGAUCUGCAGUCAUCUGCUCAGGUCUGUCCUAAGUUUCUAGUCUUAAAAAUAUCUGCCAAGUCUCAAGACCACCAGUGUGCUGGGUGGCUGGAAGUUUUCUACAGCGGGACCUGGGUCAGUGCUUACAGAGGCAGCUCUCCAAAGUGGCAGGAUGGCCUCUCAGAGCCCUGUGAGCCCCCAGCCCCCACCUACACUUCAGGAGUCAGGCCUGUCCCUUCUCAGCCUUAUCACAGGUCGUGGGUGUGGGAGGGUCAUUCUGUGCGUCAUGCGAUGUUUUUCUCCUCUUUGGGCUUCCUGUCAGAUGAAGCCCCAGAUGAGAGGACUGAUGCCCCUGGUGAGGAUUAUGAUGAUGCUGAAGAGGUACCAGUGCCCGGGGCUCCUCCUGCCUCUCAGGGGAGCAAGGAGGAAGGGCUCCCAAAGAAAAGAGAUGGGAUGAGGCCUCAGACAGAUCUGGAGCUGAGGCUGAAGGAUGGAGCCCACCGCUGUGAGGGGAGAGUGGAAGUGAAGCACCACGGAGAAUGGGGCACAGUGGAUGAUGACUACUGGAGCUUGAAGGAUGCAUCUGUAGUGUGCAGACAGCUGGGGUGUGGAGCUGCCAUUGGUUUUCCUGGAAGGGCUUAUUUUGGGCCAGGACUUGGCCCCAUUUGGCUUUUGUAUACUUCAUGUGAAGGGACAGAGUCAACUGUCAGUGACUGUAGGCAUUCUGAUAUUAAAGACUAUCGUAAUAAUAGCUUUUCCCAUGACCUGGAUGCUGGAGUGGUCUGCUCAGGAUUUGCACGUCUGGCUGGAGGGGAUGGACCCUGCUCAGGGCGAGUAGAAGUAUAUUCUGGAGAAGCCUGGAUCCCAGUGUCUGAUGGGAACUUCACACUCCCCACAGCCCAGGUCAUCUGUGCAGAGCUGGGGUGCGGCAAGGCUGUGUCUGUCCUGGGACACAUGCCCUUCGGAGAGUCCGAUGGCCGGGUCUGGGCUGAAGAGUUCAGGUGUGAGGGGGAGGAGCCUGAGCUCCGGGUCUGCCCCAGAGUGCCCUGUCCAGGGGGCACAUGUCACCACAGUGGAGCUGCUCAGGUCAUCUGUUCAGCAUACUCAGAAGUCCGGCUCAUGACAAAUGGCUCCUCUCAGUGUGAGGGGCAGGUGGAGGUGAACAUUUCUGGACGAUGGAGAGCGCUCUGUGCCUCCCACUGGAGUCUGGCCAAUGCCAAUGUUGUCUGUCAUCAGCUCGGCUGUGGAGUCGCCAUCUCCACUCCCAGAGGACGACACUUGGUGGAAGAAGGUGAUCAGAUCUCAACAGUCCGAUUUCACUGCUCAGGGGCUGAGUCCUUCCUGUGGAGUUGUCCUGUGACUGUGCUGGGUGGGCCUGACUGUUCCCAUGGCAACAGAGCCUCUGUGAUCUGCUCAGUGUGA
Molecule: messenger RNA, 1920 nt
Organism: Odocoileus virginianus texanus
Lineage: Eukaryota; Metazoa; Chordata; Mammalia; Artiodactyla; Cervidae
Source: RefSeq, a predicted model, not a curated record